AUGAUGCGAAUCCCCUAUCGAGCGGUGGUGCCACGCGCAACUUUACCCCAUGCACGCUUCAGUAGACCUUCUGCGAUUCUUUCCUUGACAAAGGCGUUCAUCGUCAAUCGGCGUACUUCCUCACAUGCCUCUUUCAUCGAGACUGGGCACAUUGAUGUGAAAGACGACGAGGGUCUUGUAUUUGUGAAUAAUAUCUUUCCGUCGAAGCUACAAUGGUUGCUACAAGGCCCGCUGAGCGGGACUAAAACCUACGAAGAGGCGUUGAAACGAAUCAACAGACCCCAUCUGGCGGCGUCGGAUCCAUUGCAUAUAAUCCGCCGUGUCUUCCCCCAGAGCCUGAACGUCGACAUCCGGGAAGUCAUUCCGCGCUUCAGAGAAGGCGGUGCUUUCGUGAAAUAUGUUCGCAAGGAUGGUGUCCGAGACACUGACAUUGUAACCGCCGUGCAAGACCAUCUGGAGCACAAUCCUAUCCGGCCCUGGUUCAACCCGUUUCAGCAGGUCAAGGUUGCCCACGUACAUGGCAGACCGUGGAUCGAGGAUCUAUAUCGCAUCCCAAGCCAGCGGCUGCGCGUGGAAUUCCUGCCAGGCUCUGUUGAUGGAGCCGCAACGGAACUGACCACGGAAACGUUGUAUUCUUUCUUCAGAAGAUAUGGAAAAUUAAGGGACAUUGAGAGACAGCCGACCGAUUCGAAAAUCGCUCCGAGAUAUGCCUUUGUGUCGUUCACGCGGCAAAAGUACGCAGUCAUGGCCAAGAACUGCAUGCACGGGUUCACCAUCCCGGAGCAAGAAGGUGGCGGCAAGUCCGGAACGAGGAUUAAGAUCAAGUACGAGCGGAAGAUCAAGUUAUCAGUCAUCAAGGACUGGAUCCUGAACCAUCCGAGGAUCGUGAUCCCUGCCAUUGCCGCACUCAUUGCGGCCAUCACUGUGACCAUCUUCGACCCUAUCCGCACAUUUUUCAUCGAAAUGAAGAUCAAGGCCACUCUGCAAACUGAGGAGAACAGUGUCCUUCAAUGGAUCCGGAAUCAGGUCAACAAGGCCAACAUCAUCUACUUCGGGCGCCAGAGAACAGACCCUCGUCGUCUCACUGCGAUAUGGGAGGAUCGCCAGGGAGACAUUAAGCAGUUGCAGUCCUGGCUGAUGGAGAAUGCCGAGACGUUCAUCGUCAUCCACGGCCCUCGGGGCACGGGAAAGCGAGAGCUUGUGUUGGACAGAGCACUCGAAAACUACAAGUACAAGGUCGUCAUCGAUUGUAAACAGAUCCAAGACGCCAAAGGCGAUACUGCAAAGAUAGCCCGUGCUGCUAGCCAGGUCGGUUAUCGGCCUGUGUUCUCAUGGAUGAACAGCAUGAGCAGCUUUAUCGACCUAGCUGCGCAGGGCAUGAUCGGCACCAAGGCUGGCUUCUCUGAGACAUUGGAUGCGCAGCUGAGCAAGAUCUGGCAGAAUACUGCCACUGCCCUAAAGAGGGUUGCCCUGUCUAACAGGAAAAAUGAUGACAAGGAGGCACACCUCUCAGACGAAGAGUACCUAGAAGCUCACCCCGAGAAGCGUCCCGUCGUAGUCAUCGACAACUUUCUGCAUAAUGCCUCUGAGAGCAGUGUGGUGUACGACAAGAUCACCGAGUGGGCCGCAGGCCUCACAACCGGAAACAUUGCUCAUGUAGUAUUCUUGACUACUGACGUUUCCUUCUCCAAACCUCUGAGCAAGGCAUUGCCAAACUCAGUGUUCCGGACCAUUACCCUAGGUGAUUGCUCGCUCGACGUGGGCAGAAAAUUUGUCCUCAGCCACCUUGAGCAUGGGGAGAAGGAUGGAGCCAACUUAGGCCAGAGCAUGGAAGAAGUAGGAGACUUGGGUACCCUGGAUAGCUGCAUAGAAGUGCUGGGAGGCCGAGUGACCGACCUUGAAUUUAUGGCACGGCGCAUCGAGACUGGAGAAACGCCCAGAGCGGCAGUUAAUCGCAUCAUCGAACAAUCGGCAUCCGAGAUCUUGAAGAUGUUCGUCUUUGACCCGGACAUUGAAUCCAAACAGUGGAGCCACGAACAGGCCUGGCAUUUGAUUAAGACGCUAGCCCACUCUCAGGAUGGCACUUUACCGUACAAUCAAGUUCUCCUCUCCGAUUUGUUCAAAGAGAACGGCGAGGCCACCCUCAGAGCUCUUGAACAAGCCGAGCUUAUCGCAAUCAGUUCCGUCAACGGAUGCCCUGACGCAGUGAAGCCUGGCAAGCCUGUCUAUCGGGCGGUAUUUAAGCGGUUAACGGAGAACAAGACGCUGAGUAGCCGGCUGGACCUGGACAUCGUCAAGCAGCUGCUGAGUAGUGAAAACAAGAGCAUUGGGAAAUAUGAGCAGGAGCUACAGGUAUUGGGUUCUCUCCCCAAGCAGCCCCGAGAGCUCAGCGCACGGAUUCAGUGGCUCCUGCAGAAGGUGGCAAGUUCGCAGAACAAGAUCAGCCAGUAUGAACACGAGAGUGCCAUCUUACAGAAGGUGUUGCGCCGAGAGCAUUGA
Aspergillus luchuensis is the source of this 2499-nucleotide messenger RNA. It is a transcript of the gene yme2, whose product is annotated as putative RNA12 protein. The transcript has 3 exons. NCBI's taxonomy places the organism in Eukaryota, Fungi, Ascomycota, Eurotiomycetes, Eurotiales, Aspergillaceae. Gene Ontology annotation, cellular component: mitochondrial inner membrane. Gene Ontology annotation, molecular function: RNA binding. Bases 1 to 2499 code for a protein of 832 amino acids. The record is from RefSeq and is a predicted model, not a curated record.